This is a messenger RNA of Aquila chrysaetos chrysaetos, 4273 nucleotides long. RefSeq names its product post-GPI attachment to proteins 2 (gene PGAP2). Lineage: Eukaryota; Metazoa; Chordata; Aves; Accipitriformes; Accipitridae. Gene Ontology annotation, biological process: GPI anchor biosynthetic process. Gene Ontology annotation, cellular component: endoplasmic reticulum membrane; Golgi membrane. The transcript is spliced from 6 exons. The record is from RefSeq and is a predicted model, not a curated record. Bases 1510 to 2400 code for a protein of 296 amino acids.
UUUGGGCAAAGAGAGGGGUGGGGGGGCUAGGCGGGGUCUCCCUUUUUGGGGAUAGCAGGGUCACCAUGUGUCGUCGUCCACGUGUCCCCCCCCACCGCGAGGCUGUCCCCCACGGACACCCCCCUGCCUCGGACAUCCCCAUGACACGCUGUGCGGUGUGUGUCCCUCCCCUCAAGGGGGGUGCAGGGUGCGAGGGUCCCCGUCCCCCCAACCUGGGCCUUGCUCUGCAGGAAGCAUGGCUGCCUCUGACAGCUCUGCCCUUCAGGGGUGUCCCCUCGAGGGGGGGUCGCUGCCGGGGGGGGGGCUGGCCGUGGCAUCCCGUUCCCCCCGGUCUGGCUUGCUGCAGUCCUGACCCCAAAGGGCUCCAGCAGAGCCACAGUAGAGCUUCCCUUUUGCUUUGCUUUUAUCCUGCAAAUAAAUCCGCUUCCCCCCAACUCCCAGCAGCCUGUAAAGCAGUGGCAGAGCCCAGGCGAGGGGGCUGAGCUGUGUUUUCCAUAGCCCUUGGCUGCUGAGGUGGGCGCAGCGCUGGCAGGGAUGGUCCCUGGUGCUGGAGGGGGGGCUUAUGGUGCUGGAGGAGGGGGGGUGGAUGUGCUGCCUUGGGGCAGCUGCCCAGACUCCUGCCCUCGCUGGUAACUGGCUUCUGAGGGAUUGUCUAUAAAUCGGAUUUGUUCUGGAGCCCGCACGGUGUCUUGAGGUGAGGCAGGGAUCCCGAACUGCUAGCUUGGAGCAGAAUGUCACAGCCCCUCGUUUGGGCUGCUCGGUGGCCCUUGUCCCCAGGCAGAGGGGAGCCUGCUGGGACAGGAGAGGUCGGGGCCCGCCGUGGAGGGAGGAGAGCUCGAAGGAAGACGCGUGUGGUGAUCGGGACUGAUUUAACGUGGCUCUGACCCCGUCGGUCUGAGGGCAGCUGGGCUGCGGCCAAGGGCGCGUGGGAAUGUUAAAGGAUGAACAGCCGUGGCUGAGGGCAAGAGAGCAGCCAGCGAGUGUUGGGACUGAGCUGAUGGAGAGCCCUGAGCCAGAGGCAGGCUGCCAGGCUUGAUAAACUGCUUGUCCCAGCUUGCCCGACCUGAUGAGCCACGGCUUUAUUGUUGUGCAAGGUGCAGGGCGUGCAAGGUCCUGAUCCUGCAGCCGGAGUCUUGCCUGUAAAGGUGCUGAGCGCUCAGCUGGAACGGUGCUGGAUGCGGGGCUGCGGUGCAGUGGCAGCGGAGUGAGGACGGUGCCGUGGGUGGUUGGGGAUGCGGUGGAGGAGCCGCAGCUCGCGGCAGCAUCGACAGGCAGCACCCAGUGCCCUCGCUAUGUCAGCGCUGUCCUGUGCGGCAGCUCUGAGCUUAGCCCGGGAACGGUCUGGAUAGACGUACCCCGCCGAAAAAAGCUCACGUGCCUUUCCAGCCAAAUCGGUCUUGCUGUCUGCAGCACAGUGCAGGACAUCCCGCUGCCUGCACGUCCCAUUGCCCACACGUCCCGCUGCCCGCUCCUUUCCGGCCACUGCUCUGGCCCUGCUCCCUGUUGUACAUGAGUCUCGGGCUUCCUGCGUCUCCAGAACGGUGCUUUCGGCUGCCUGUCCUUGAUGCCCACCCUAGGGCUGUGCGGCUGUUAAACACGGGUGUGAGAGGCCGUCUCUGCCAGCUUUCCAUCAAGAUGUUACAGGUACCGCUGCCCCUGGAUCGAGAUGGGAUCCUCUUCCGGCUCCGUUUUACCACGCUGGCCGUUGGGACUGUGUUUUGCCCACUCUUUGGUUUCCUUUUCUGUGUGAUCUGGUCUCUGCUGUUCCAUUUCCAGGAGACGACAGCAACCCAUUGCGGGGUCCCUAACUACCUCCCCUCCAUCAGCGCCGCUAUCGGAGGCGAGACUCCCCAGCGUUAUGUCUGGCGCCUCUGCAUCGGCCUCCACUCGGCUCCCCGCUUCCUGGUGGCAGUCGCUUACUGGAACCACUACCAGAGCUGCCACUGCUCGCACCCUCGCUACCUGCGCUUGUGCCACUUCAACCUGCUGCUCAACCUGCUUGAAAACUUCGCCCUCCUUAUUCUGACGUACGUGUCCUCAUCUGAAAACUAUGCAAUACACGAAAAUGCCUUCAUCGUCUUUAUCACGUCGGCUCUGGGCCACAUGCUUCUUACGUGCAUCCUCUGGAGAAUGACUAAGAAACACACAGUAAGUCCCGAGGAGCGCAAGUCGUACAAGUGGAAGCAGCUGUUCUUCUUCUUCACCUUCAUCACGUUUGCGUUUGCCGUGUGCGUCUACUUCCACCACAACUGGUACUGCAGCCCUGGAGUGUACACCAUCUUCGCCUUCCUGGAGUACCUGGUUGUCCUCUCCAACAUGGCCUUCCACAUGACUGCCUUCUGGGACUUCGGCAACAAGGAGCUGGUGGUGAGCUCGCUGCUGGAGGACAAGCAUUUCUAGCCAGCCUGGUCCCACAGCCGGCCGUGUGCUGGCCGAGAUGCCGGUGCCAGGUGGGGGCUGCUCUUCACCUGGGGGAGGCAGAGAACUUCUUCCCUCUCCUGCUGCCCCCAGGGCCACGGCUGGAGCGUUUGCUGUGGAGCUGCUGCAAGGAUCAUCCCAGGGUCCCGGACCCCACAAGUGUCUGUGCGUGGUCCCUGGCUGUGCCUGGAGCUCUCUUACAGGGGAGCUGGGGGCUCUUGCUGAGGACCCUCGAGGCCAGUAGCCCCUGCCCUAGCUCCCUGCUGCCUACCGGGAUGGGCAGGAGGACAGAGGAGAGGGGCAGGUACCUGCUGACUGUUUCUUUGGAGGAUGCUCUGGACAGAGCAGGAUUCUGCUCCCAGCAUCAGGGCACGGGGGCGAGUCUUGCCCUGCCCCUGCUUUGCCUGGGUGGUCUCAUGGUUCCUCCUCCAGGCUGGGGGUCCUUGGCCAAGGUCCUCAAAAAGGGCUGGUGGCCUUUUUGGCCUCGAAGCUUCAGGCAGCCUCAGGAGAAGGAGCACUUUCUGCCCCUGCAUCUCUCUGGUUGCACUCCCAAAACGGAGCAGCCUGCAGCCUUGUCUUCUUAGAAAGCCUUUGCUGCAGGGCUGGGGCCGGGGCAGAGCCGGGCCCAUGCUGCGGUGCUUGGGGCUGGGUCUGGGCUCCUUCCGAGCCUGGGGUGAGCACGGGAGCCGUGGCUGGGGGCUGGCCCCGGGCACUGCUGUCCCAUCCGGGGCUGGGGCAGGGUCCCGGCUCAUCCACGCCUGUGUCGCUGGGAGGGGAGCGUCUUCGAACGUACCAGCCUGCGCACAGACUGUACAGGAGAAAGGCAGGAGGGCACGAGUGCAGGGGUGCACGGGGCACAGCAGAUGCUGAGAGCAUCCAUGCUCUCCUGCUCUGCCUUUCCCAGAAGCCCCCUCCAGCAAGCAAAGGGUGCUCGCAGGGAUGCUGGGCUCUGGUUCAAGCCCAGUUUGGGGAGGAAGGGCGACUGGACUGGUGCUGGAGGUCCUCGCUCUGACGUCCGCACGGCUUCCCCUGUGCUGUAGGGCUUGAGCUGGGAACUGUUGGGGUCCAGCGGUGCUGCUGCUGCCCCGGGAGGAGGGUGCUGGUGGCGACCCCCCAUCUGUGGACUCUGGCUGCCAGGGCACAGGGGGCUGACACGGCGGUGGUGCCGUCUGGGUGGGAGCUGGGAUCUGGCAGUGUCCCCAGGCUCCUCUGCUCCUCCCCGUGCACAGCCGGGCUGGGCAGCGCUAGUGGAAGGGGGCUGCUGCUGCUCUGGCUCACAGGGGCCAUGGCCAUGACCCAGGAGGGCUUGGCCGCAUCCUGCACAGGGAGGGACCGGGGAGCCGGUGCUGUGCUUGGAGAGGUAGCACAGGGCUCGCUCCUGGAGGCUCUCUGGAAGAGGAAUGGGCAGCGAUUGCAGGCAGGGGGGAGAGGGCUGAGCCUUUUGGCACCAGGAGCUGCCUGGAAUUUGGCGAGCUCUGUGCUUGCCAGGGCUCACCCUGCACUACGCUUGGCCACGAAGGACCGACGUGGGUUCCUGCAGCCGCCCUUCACGUGAAUGCAGCCACCACCAACGGUCCCCUGGGAUGUCCCCACGCUCUGUCCCCGCGCUCCCGGGGCUCGGGCAGAGCCUUCUCCAGCAGGAGCUGCGGCACGCUGGCCGGUGGCCCUGGCUGAGCCGGGGCCGGGCUGGCCUUCGAGCGGGUCCUGCCUUGUGCGUGUCCAUCCGUGAGUGUCCCCACCGCACUGUGCCGGGUUCCAUCCAUCUCCCCUGCCUGCAUGCCUGUGGUGUGCUGCCCGCCGGCAGCGUCUGCGCCUUGGUUUUGAGGUUGAAAUAAAGCACUGAGUAUUUUUGUGA